This is a messenger RNA of Vigna unguiculata (cowpea), 3947 nucleotides long. RefSeq names its product FAM91 carboxy-terminus protein. The record is from RefSeq and is a predicted model, not a curated record. NCBI's taxonomy places the organism in Eukaryota, Viridiplantae, Streptophyta, Magnoliopsida, Fabales, Fabaceae.
UCAGAAACUCAAUGGAAAUGUAACGUGCAGACAGCGAUUGUUAUGAUGUUUAAGAAGGAAAACCAUGAUAUCUGUCUAAAUACUCUCAAUUUCCACCAAAUUAACAAAUAAAUUCUCUUGUGCCCGAUCUCGCGCAAAAAAAAAAAAAAAAAAAAACUCAACAGUGUCUUCCCGAGAACUUCAAUUAGCUAAACGCACUUGAAUUCAAUUAUUCAGGUUCUGAUCAUUCGCUCUGGCUUUCACAUUUCACCCGCUGUUCGUGUUCUGUUGACUUUUGUGGCGUCUGGGAAGUGAAAAAAUGCAGCGUGCUCCCGUGACAGUUGAGGAACAAUUAUUGCAAAAAGCGAUUAAGGAAGAAUGUACGUGGGAGAACCUUCCAAAGAGGAUUCAAGUUAUUCUUUCUUCUAAAGAAGAAUGGCACAGAAGGAUAACUGAAAGUUGCAUAAAGAAGAGACUCCAAUGGAAUAGUUGUUUUGCUCGUAAAGUUUGUAAAGAAAGCGAAUAUUAUGAAGAUAUGAUGCGAUACUUGCGGAAGAAUCUUGCUCUAUUUCCGUAUCAUCUGGCAGAUUAUAUUUGCCGUGUAAUGAGACUAUCACCUUUCAGAUAUUAUUGUGAUAUGAUUUUUGAAGUUAUGAAAAAUGAGCAACCUUAUGACAGCAUCCCGAAUUUUAGUGCAGCUGAUGCUUUAAGGCUUACAGGAAUUGGGAGGAAUGAAUUUAUUGAUAUAAUGAACAAGUGCAGAUCUAAGAAAAUCAUGUGGAAGUUGAACAAGUCAAUUGCAAAAGAACUUUUACCUACACAGCCUGUGGAUUUUCCUAUUGAACCUUGGUGGGGUGUUUGUUUGGUGAACUUUACUUUGGAAGAAUUUAAGAAACUUUCAGAAGAGGAAAUGGCCAUGAUAGAUAAACUUUGUAAGGAGGAAGCAAAUUCAUUUAUCUUGUUUGAUGGUGAUGUUGUAAAGGGUCUUUAUGGUCGAGGAUUGAUCUAUUUUGAUGUUCCUGUGUAUCCUGAUGAUCGCUUUAAAGUUUCCAGGCUCGAAGGUUUCGUUUCCAACAGGGAGCAGUCUUAUGAAGAUCCUAUAGAAGAGCUACUAUAUGCAGUGUUUGUUGUUUCAAAUGAAAAUGCAUCUGUUGCUGAAUUGGCAGCAACCCUACAGGCUGACUUGUCACAACUGCAGGCUGCUGCGUCUUUUGUAUGUAGAUUGGGAUGGGCAACAAAAGUAAUUGAUCCAGCAUCUAUUCUCCAAGAUGCAAACAUACCUGGGUCUCCUAAAAGUGCAGGCAGUGAUGAAGAUGCGUCUACUGCUAGUCAUGGUUUUGAUAAUAUGCUCACUGAUAGUAAUAACAAUCAAGGCGAUGCUUAUGGUCCUCAUUCUUCCUAUACACGUGUUGCUUUCAUAGUUGAUGCUACUAUAACAUCGUAUCUUAUGAUGGGUUCUGUUUCGCCAGGCCUGAAAUCUCAUGCUGUUACACUCUAUGAAGCGGGGAAAUUGGAUCAUGCUGUCAUUGCUGAUCUUUGCAAGGAUCUUAGCACUCUGGAAGGUGCGAAAUUUGAGGGAGAGCUACAGGAAUUUGCUAAUCAUGCAUUUAGCUUGCGUUGUGUAUUAGAAUGUCUACAAUCUGGUGGAGUUGCUUGUGAUGCAAAAGUUGGUGAAGAUAAGAUGGACCUGGCUACGUUAGAAAAUGACGAGUCUAGUUCUCCAUUAUCGGAAAUAUCUCCGACUGACAAAUAUGAAGACUCUGGUAUUACGGAAGCUGGGAAGAAUGAUUGUGAUAUAUUGAGUUCAGUUUUAGAGAAUUCAGUACAGCCUGCUUCCACUGAAGCUACUCCUAGUAAUAUGGUUAGUGAAACCUGUUCUAUUCCUGAUGAUGAUGAUGAUGAUGAUGAUGAUAGUCAUGUACAGGAAGAAGCCACGUUAGAAAAUGAUGAGUCUAGUUCUCCAUUAUCGGAAAUCUCUCCAACUAAUGGAGACUCUGGUAUUACAGAAGCUGGGAAGACUACGUUAGAAAAUGACGAGUCUAGUUCUCCAUUAUCAGAAAUAUCUCCGACUAACAAAUAUGGAGACUCUGGUAUUACGGAAGCUGGGAAGAAUGAUUGUGAUAGAUUGAGUUCAGUUUCAGAGAAUUCAGCGCAAACUGCUUCCACUGAAGCUACACCUAGCAAUAAGGUUAGCGAAACCUGUUCUGUUCCUUUUGAUGAUGAUGAUGAUGAUGAUAGUCAUGUACAGGAUGAAGGCAGUGAAGAUGGAAAUCUUCAGAAUGAUGAGGAACUAGUUGUUGAAGAGGCCGAUGUUGGUAAAGAAAGGUCGAAAAAAAUUAAGAAAUAUCGUGUAGACAUUCUCCGCUGUGAAAGCUUGGCUUCACUUGCUCCAGCAACCCUUGAUCGAUUGUUUGUUCGUGACUAUGAUGUAGUUGUGUCCAUAGUACCUCUUCCUCAUUCCUCAGUUCUUCCUGGAUCCACAAGUUUAGUUCAUUUUGGUCCGCUCUCGUAUUCUUUUAUGACUCCUUGGAUGAAAUUGGUAUUAUAUUCAACUGUAGGUAGUGGCCCUAUUUCAGUUGUUCUGAUGAAAGGACAAUGUCUGCGCUUUCUUCCUGCUCCAUUGGCUGGUUGUGAGAAAGCUCUCAUAUGGUCUUGGGAUGGUUCCGCAAUAGGAGGGUUGGGAGGGAAGCAUGAAGGAAAUUUAGUAAAGGGAAGUAUACUCCUCCAUUGUUUAAAUUCACUUCUUAAACAUUCAGCUGUGCUGGUACAGCCUCUAAGUAGGUUUGACCUUGAUGAAUUUGGAAAGAUGACUACAAUGGAUAUCCCUCUGCCCUUAACGAACAUUGAUGGAUCAAUUACCUCUGUUGGAAAAGAGCUAGGAAUAUGUGAAGGUUCAAAACUGGAUUCUGUCUUGGCUGAUUUGGCUGAAAAGAUGGAACUAUGGACAAUUGGGUAUAUUCGCCUGCUGAAAUUAUUUAUUGGACAGGAAUCAGGCCAGUUCACGCCUGAAGAAGAGAAAUAUGAAUGGGUCCCGUUGAGUGUUGAAUUUGGGAUUCCGUUAUUCAGUCCAAAGUUGUGUAGUAAUAUAUGUCAAAGGGUUGUUUCAUCUGAAUUACUUCAAUCUGGCUCAUUUGAAGAACACCAUGAUGCAAUGCAAAGGUUAAGGAAAAACUUGCAUGACAUGUGUGCUGAGUAUCAAGCAACAGGUCCUGCGGCGAAGGUUCUUUACCAGAAGAAGAAAGCCAAGGGAUCCCCACGACAACUAAUGAAUUAUGCUAGUGGAAAGUGGAAUCCACUCAUGGACCCUUCUUCUCCAAUUUCAGGGGCCUCGAGUCAGCAUCAAAGGCUAAAACUUGCUAAUCGACACCGCUGCCGAACUGAAGUUUUAAGCUUUGAUGGCAGCAUUCUUAGAUCUUAUUCCUUAGCUCCUAUUUUCGAAGCUCCUACAAGGCCCUUUGAAGAAGGUACUCAAGCCAACCCAUUAAAAGCUGAAACGGAUGAAAGUGAUAGUAAAGAAGCAAUCCUUCCUGGAGUAAAUCUUAUUUUUGAUGGUUCUGAGUUGCUUCCAUUUGAUAUAGGUGCCUGCCUCGAGGCACGUCAACCUAUUUCCUUAAUAGCAGAAGCAGGAGCUGCCUCGGCAUCUUUACCAAUCAAAUAGUUCUUCUGUUAACAUAGAUUACAGUGCAUUGAAAAGCAUGACUUCUGCCCAAUCAUGUUGUUACCAUCUUCGACAUUGUUGGUUAUCCAUGUAGUUGGGCUCAGAUUGAAGCCAAGUUUCAUAUUUUCUUCUUGUAAAACUAUAAAACUACAUUCAAUCAUCGACCUCUUUGUGGCAGUACCAGCAGCAGCCUUAAGUUUUACUGACCCUGGUUUUCUAUUUGAAACAAGGAUGUGUAAAACGAUGCGAGACAGAUUUUGUAGACUGAUUUUUCUUUCUGAAACAUUUAUCCUCGUGUCCCCAACCUUAA